AUUCAAUCAAUUGAGGAAGUUUAGGUUUAACUUAAUCAUGACGCACGAUGCGCUUCAAAACAAACACGAACAGGAAAUAACUUUUCAAAACAACGUUAUUGAGCUAUUCGAACGUCAGUUAGCGGCAGGCUCUGCUUAUGCUCCAGCAGCUGCGUCAGUUCUGACAGAAGUAAUCAAGUCUUCAGAAGAAGAGACAGUAAUGGGUUUGGAGGUGCAGUUGAAACAAGCUACGGACGCAAUACUUAAAGUUGCACCGAUCACUGCUUUCGUUUCUCUUAAAGCGUCCACUGAGCUUUUCCUUCGUUUUGUAAUUCGCACUUCUCUUGAGCUUUCAGACUUUGAAGAAUGUAAACGAAGGCUUAUUAAGAGGGGUGAGUAUUUUAGAGGCCGUACAGAAGCGUCAAGAGACAAGAUUGCACAAGUCGGAGAAAGAUUUAUUCAGGACGGUUCCGUAAUAUUGACUCAUGGAAACUCACGAGUUGUUGCGGCAGUUUUUGAAAGGGCUGCAACGACGAAAAGAUUUCGUGUUUACGUCACAGAAAGCCGUCCAGACGGCAGCGGCUACUCCUUUGCAGAACGUCUUCUUUCAGCAGGUAUUUCCGUGACUAUCAUACUCGACUCUUGUGUGGGUUUCAUUAUGGAUCAAGUUGACCUAGUUCUAGUAGGAGCAGAAGGAGUAGCCGAAAAUGGGGGUAUCAUAAAUAGAAUUGGCUCACUGCAGGUUGCUUUAGUUGCAAGAUCUUAUGACAAACCUGUUUUCGUUGCGGUUGAGUCUUACAAAUUUUCACGAAUUUAUCCGUUGCGACAGCACGACUUGCCACUUCCGGGGAACUAUAGAGAACCCUGGUAUCCUUUGCUGUCAGAGUUUGACUUGUCAAAAGGCAUCCAGUUUGAGAAUCCGGCAAGUGAUUUCACUCCACCAUCCUUGAUAUCUUUGUUAUUCACAGAUUUGGGGGUUUUAACGCCUGCAGCUGUGAGUGACGAGUUAAUCAGACUGUACCAGUAACCGCACGAAUGUCAAUAUCAACUUUGGACCUUUCAAAUAUUUCAGCUAUGCAGAAGUUGCUUUCGAGUUAGUUUCGUUUCAGACGAGCUUUUUCCAGUUCUGAACGACGUACAAGGUAAAUAAUUGAAGCGUAGUUUUCCGCUUUCUCAGGACUUUUACGGUUUCCAAAGUUACGAAAUAAUGUCCCGUUAACUAAUAUAAAUAGAACAGGGAAUGACUUGGAACACCAUAAACGGUGGAAUUCUACAACACCACAAUCUCUCUGAUUU
Galdieria sulphuraria is the source of this 1275-nucleotide messenger RNA. Its product is annotated as translation initiation factor eIF-2B alpha subunit. The coding region runs from base 38 to 1006 and encodes 322 amino acids. Gene Ontology annotation, cellular component: eukaryotic translation initiation factor 2B complex. The record is from RefSeq and is a predicted model, not a curated record. The transcript is spliced from 2 exons. Gene Ontology annotation, biological process: translational initiation. Gene Ontology annotation, molecular function: guanyl-nucleotide exchange factor activity; translation initiation factor activity. Lineage: Eukaryota; Rhodophyta; Bangiophyceae; Galdieriales; Galdieriaceae.